GUUCUGAACUUCUGAACCCACGCGGCGUGGACCCCGGCCCUUUCCGGAGGCUUGGGAAGACAAAAUUGCGCGCGGUUGACACGCUCGCAGGUCGUGUAAACACACUGCAGUAGUCGACAUGAUCCCAAAUACACCAGGAUCAGGCAAACACAUGUCUCUUCCACUGCUUCCCGAGAAGCUGCUAACACGGUGACACGUUGCAGUGGCUUACGGGGAUCCUGGGGGCAUUGCCAGGGUGUGUGAUUGAAGGAACGGCAGCUGCCUUUGGGCGCUGCCAGAGCAGGCUGCUGACAGUUGAAGCGCCGCCCACUGCCACUGCCAGCUGGCGUGCAUCAACCGCGUCCAUUGCAGCCAUUCAAAAGUCGACCUACUAGAAGAGUGCGCCGAAACAUUCUGAUCAAGCCUCACUUCUCCAGUCUCCAUCUGAGCUGUUCAAUGCUGAAGGCUGCCAGCUUGUCCCCUGUACCAGCUUUGCCUUCAAAUUUAUCACUGUCCUCGAAGCGCCGGGCCGCUGCUCACGUCUUCAACUCGACUCACAACUGACAGUUCCACCCCGCGCGUCAAACUCCAUCAUCCCGGCUACACAAUCUGAUCGCGUUGUAAGCUGAAUUAUACUCGCAACAAAUCCAAUCCUUCAGGUUGUCCGGCGCGCGCGCGCGCUUUGCAGUCAGAACUCGACUUGAACACAGGCAGCUUCGUUACGGAUCGCUCUCGUGGCUCCGAUGGCCUCCGCAUCAGACCCGACAGAACAGUACGUGACCAACAUGCCGUUAACUCCGGGCGACAGCGAGAACGAAGCGCCCAGUGAGCCGUCUCAGAUGGCGGGCCGCAAGCGCAGUGCAAGCGAGAUGGAAGAUGACUCGUCGAGAAGCAAGAGAACAAAUACGGGCUCUGGCGCAGACACUGGCCUGGGCAGCAGUGCCAAUGGUGCCAACACCGACACAAGUCCUGCGCCCGGUCCCGACGCUUCAGAGACCAUUGAGGCCGAGUCUGGCGAUGAGUUUACAGUGCAAUGCCCUGCACGGCGGAAACACGGCAAGGCGGCAGCUACGGACGAUGUGUACAUUGAGCGAGAUGCGCCCCCAGAGGCUCCCGAUCUCAGCAUCGAAUUUGCUGUAAGGCCGGGCAAGAAGUGGGCAAGUCUGGACCGGUUCAGAAAUGCCAAAUUUAAGAAUCCUUUGGUUGUUGUCUACACCACGGGCCAGGUUGUUUAUAUCAACAGACACAACCCCGUCCCGCCACCGCCUCCGGCCGAUGCGACCGAUGGCGAGAAACUACAAUACGACAAGGAGAACUUUUGGGUCGGUUUGAUAGCCGAGUUUCGCGCCGAAAGCCACGCAAAGGUAUACGCCCGAGUGUGGUGGUUCUACUGGCCGGAAGAGUUGCCCAUGGGGCGACAACCUUAUCAUGGCAAGCAAGAGUUGAUUCUGAGUAAUUAUACCGAUAUCAUCGAGGCGCAUGCGAUUGCAUGUCAUGCCGAAGUCAGCUUCUGGGACGAGAACGAUGAUUCCAACCAGCUUGUCCUUCAGGAGCGAUACUGGCGCCAGACCUUGGACGUGACCAAGCUCGGUCCCAAGCCCUCCAAAUCCCUCAAUGCCUUGAGCAAACUACGGACAUUCUGCAUUUGUGGAGGAUAUGACAACCCCAAUGUGGAAAUGUAUCAGUGUCGUUCAGCGAGCUGCGGCAUGUGGAAUCAUGAUGCAUGCUUGGUCAACGAGAUCGAAAGACGGGCUUGGGAGCAGUUCAAAAAGGGGUCCCUGACGCAUGAGGUUCAGGACAAGCAACAAGAGAAAGGGUUUACCCAGAAGGUAGGCGAAACUCUGGGUCAUAUUGUCCACUUGGGACGAGGGAAGAGCGAAGCCAAAGACGAAACCUAUUCGAAGCCCAUAUCUGCCGCCAGAGGAGGGUCCGUCAAGAAGCACAAGGGCGGGAAGAACCCUUGGGCUGGGAAGUUGAAGGGCAAGAUCAUCAAGGUGCAGGACGACACGCAUGCGGCUAUUGUCACUCAACUUGUGCCCAACGCGGACAGCAAGCCGGGCCAGGGCCGGCCAUUCGAGCCCCAGGUGUGGAACAUGAAGAUGUCGUGUCUGAAGUGCGAACAGCCACUGAAUUGAGUGGAUUGUCGAAUGCCGCCCCGAGCGCCAAUCUCUCAAUAGCAAGUUGCAGUACUACCAGCUAUUUGUUUUGGUUGCCUUUUGAUUUCCUGGGUACCUGGAUUUGGCAGGUUCAACUUUGAACAUGUAUAUUAGCGUUGCACAUGGGAUUCAGUUGUUCGGCCGUUUCAGCAGGUUGUGUCCUGCAGACAUACAGUAUGUGGAUGGGGGUGCAUAGUUGAACGGAACUGUGAUGAUAUGUGCAGUGAGGGUUUUUGAGGUGUAUUACUUAGUAGUUAGAGGGAAGAUGUUAAUUCCUAGUGAUGUGUCUCUGUAUAUGAUUGCUCAUGAAAAGUCCG
This is a messenger RNA of Exophiala dermatitidis NIH/UT8656, 2452 nucleotides long. RefSeq lists its product as uncharacterized. NCBI's taxonomy places the organism in Eukaryota, Fungi, Ascomycota, Eurotiomycetes, Chaetothyriales, Herpotrichiellaceae. The transcript is spliced from 2 exons. Gene Ontology annotation, molecular function: chromatin binding. Bases 723 to 2114 code for a protein of 463 amino acids. The record is from RefSeq and is a predicted model, not a curated record.